Messenger RNA from Bemisia tabaci, 2023 nucleotides. RefSeq lists its product as uncharacterized. NCBI's taxonomy places the organism in Eukaryota, Metazoa, Arthropoda, Insecta, Hemiptera, Aleyrodidae. The record is from RefSeq and is a predicted model, not a curated record. Gene Ontology annotation, cellular component: extracellular matrix.
UCAAUUGCAUCACAAUUUCUGGGACGAGCUCUGGACUUGAGGCUUCGCGCAUUGUUUUUGUCGUAUAUAAUAUCCUAAUUCCCAGAUAAGGGUUUCACACGCUCAGUUCAUCGCCGCGGGCUUGCUGCUUGUUAACGUCGUUGUUAACGCUUUUUUCGGUCUCGUCGCGCGCUUGUCGGGUCGGUUUACGCUGUGUCGACGUGAAUGUGUACAGUGUGUUCCAAAGGAUUUUCCAACCAUGACUCUCCUCAAUCAUAUUUUUGUCACAAUCUCUGUUAGCAUAUUCAUUAGUAUAUGCUCUUACACAGAGGCAAAACCAGGAUACAUUUCAAACCCAUACUAUAGUCCUCCAAAAUACUCGUACAACUACGGCGUGAACGACCCCCAUACUGGUGACGUGAAGCACCAGGAGGAGGAGCGAGAGGGUGACGUAGUGAAGGGGCAGUACAGCCUGGUGGAACCGGACGGUUCCGUGCGGACGGUGGACUACACCGCUGACCCGGUCAACGGGUUCAACGCUGUCGUCAGCAAAACCCACGGGGUUCAUCCCCCACCCGCUCCCGUCCACGUACCAGCCCAUGUACCAGCUCAUGUACCAGCACAUGUACCAGCUCAUAUCCCAGCACCGGUAGCCGUUGUCGCCAAGCCAAUUGCACCUCAUUACGUGCACCCGAAGCCAGUCAUAGAGCCAAUUGUGAAGCCUUACCACUCAGCAUACGGCGCUUACAAGGUAGCACCCGUUGCUCACGUAGCCCCAGCACCCGUGGCGGUGGCCGCAGCUCCUGUCUACCAAGAAUACUACGAGGCCAACGAAAUAGCCAAUUACGUUGACCCUCACCAGUACGCAGAUCCACACUCCGCAAAUGCCUACCUCGAUUACAACUACUACUAACGACAUUACGCUCAGACAUCAGUCUAAAGACUACCUUUCAAUUGAGGAGCCUGGAGGACGAGGCGACUAAGUGCCAUUUUUGCCAUUUCGAGAAAUACGUGCUCGAAGUUUCGGAAUUGCAUGAAUCUUUAUGGCGGAAAAAAGUUCAAAAUGACUCUUUGAUGCUUAAAAAUUGGAAUUUGGGAGCAAAUUGUUUACAGAAUAUGCAUUAAGACUAGCUUUACUUGAAAUCAUUAUUACAGUACUCUCUCAUCGGGCAAUUCCUUCGCAAAAGAGGGAUUUUCGUUAUAACGAGUGUCGUUAUAGCAAGAGAAUACUGUGUCUCCAUUUUUCUUUUCAGAAACUGCACUCAUGCGCCUUGUCCUCCAAGCUCCUCAUUUGUAUCCUCCUUCAAAUAUGGAUUGGCCGUAUUUUCAAUUUGUGAUCAUGGAGGAGAGCUCAGGAUGAAUCGGACAUCGAUAUCAGGAAAUGGGUAUACUUCAUUUACUUUGAAUGAGGCUGUACCGAAAUGCAAUGAAACUGAUGAAUAAAUGAUAAAAACAUAACUAUGAUGGUUUGAAUCGGAAAUGGGGGUAUCGAGUGUUUGAAAGUGUGGAUAUUCCCCCACACUUCAAAGGGAAAUGUAACCAGUGAUAAAGUUUUUUUUGCGAUACCUUUAUUUUCUUGAGACGAUAACUCUAGAAAUUAAUACUUAACAUGAAAAAGAAGAAAAAAAAGAAAUAAAAUCAUAUCCCCAUGCAUUUAUAAGGGAUCAAAUAAAAAGGGUUCAUUUAUUUGAUAAUAAAAACCAAACUGCCGUCAAAAAUACCCAAAUAUUAUUCAUUUAAAUGAUCUCAGUUUAUCGCGCAAUAAAAAUUGUAUCUUCAUCUAUGAAAAGAGCAAAGUGCCAACAAUCAUUCUCAUAUUUUUUUCUUUUUUUUUUCAUAAAUGUAUUUGGCAUUGAAAAUCAAAUCUGUUUCGUGUUAAUGCCAUAGCUUGUAUAUGCGAUUCAUGGAGAACUAAUGUUAUGAAUUGCUUUGUAAAGAGAAAAAAUAUUAGUAUCAGUUGAGUAAAUGUACAUACUUACUAAUUUUAUACAUUUAAUUUUUAUACCAGUACCAAAUCAAAAUAAACAGACAACAUAAAUCUGCG